Molecule: messenger RNA, 441 nt
Organism: Neoarius graeffei (lesser salmon catfish)
Lineage: Eukaryota; Metazoa; Chordata; Actinopteri; Siluriformes; Ariidae
Product: carbamoyl-phosphate synthase [ammonia], mitochondrial-like
Exons: 3
Coding region: 1-441 (146 amino acids)
Biological process (GO): L-glutamine metabolic process
Cellular component (GO): cytoplasm
Source: RefSeq, a predicted model, not a curated record
AUGUUGCACUGUGUGCAGGAGGAGAACCUGAAGACGGUGCUGAUGAACCCGACCAGCGCCUUGGUGCAGACUAACUAUGUGGGAACCAAGCAGGCAGGCACAGUCUACUUCUUGGCCAUAACACCCCAAUUUGUGAUGGAGGUGGUCAAAGCCAAGAGUCCGGAUGGCAUCCUGCUCUCCAUGGGCGGACAAACGGCACUCAACUGUGGAGUGGUGCUGUUUCAGAUUGGCGUACUGCAGCAGUACGGUGUGAAGGUUUUGGGCACACCUGUAGAGGCCAUCAUCGCCACAGAGGACAGACAGCUGUUUGCUGACAAGCUGAAGGAGAUCGAUGAGAGGCUCGCCCCCAGUGUGGCUGUGGAGUCGCUCCAAGGUGUCUUCAUCCAGGCUGUGUUAAAAACUGGCAAGCAGGCAAUCUGUCCAGUUUACACUGUCUUGUAA